Molecule: messenger RNA, 549 nt
Organism: Racocetra persica
Lineage: Eukaryota; Fungi; Glomeromycota; Glomeromycetes; Diversisporales; Gigasporaceae
Source: the annotation of a GenBank genome assembly
GUCGGGAAGCUUCCUAUAGCAAGUAUUGAAUACAAUAAAAAACUUGAUCUAGGAGAUUGUGACAGACCAGAAGACUUAAAUCAAUGCAUGCUUCUCUGCCAUGAUCUUGAGCAGUAUAAUCCAGAAGCAGUUAGACUAUUGACAAAAAAGAAAUUAGAAAAUAGUCCAGAAUCUAAAACACAAGCUAUUAGAAAAAGUAAUAAAUCUAAGAGUUUGAUUAAUAAAGAAUUUGAGCGAUUAGGAGAAAUCAAGGAGGAACAAGAAAAACCGGAGAAGGAUUUAGAAUUUAGAGAGCAAGAAAUAGGUAUAGCAGUUAAAAGAAGAGCCAUAGCUAUACAUCAUGCAAAAGUUCCCAAAUCUCAUUUAGAUAACAAAAAUGAUAAACCUGGAAAUGAUAAUGCAUUAGAAAAAAAGAAUUCACAAACUGAUUGGCUUAGAAAUAAGCAAAUUAUAGUCUACAAUAGAGCAGAAAUAGAUGAUUAUUUAAGCAAUGUCUUUGAACAAAUUUUAUACCAAGUGGAGGAAAGAGAAGAAAAGUUUAAUAUUUAA